Molecule: messenger RNA, 4413 nt
Organism: Sapajus apella (tufted capuchin)
Lineage: Eukaryota; Metazoa; Chordata; Mammalia; Primates; Cebidae
Gene: HDLBP
Product: high density lipoprotein binding protein
Exons: 28
Coding region: 229-4035 (1268 amino acids)
Cellular component (GO): cytoplasm; nucleus
Molecular function (GO): mRNA binding
Source: RefSeq, a predicted model, not a curated record
GAGGCUGGGGGUGGGGGGAGGUCAAGCGUACCCUCUUUUCCUUUACCAAGAUGGCGGCUUGCCCCUGUUUCGCCACAGUUCCUACCUUAUGAGCUUGGUUUUCCUAUGCUAAUAAGAGUGGAACAGCAAAAGCUGGCAGGCUGACAGAGGCGGCCUCAGGACGGACCUUCUGGCUACUGACCGUUUUGCUGUGGUUUUCCUGGAUUGUGUGUAGGUGUGAGACCCACCAUGAGCUCCGUUGCAGUUUUGACCCAGGAGAGUUUUGCUGAACACCGAAGUGGGCUGGUUCCGCAGCAGAUCAAAGUUGCCACUCUGAAUUCAGAAGAGGAGAGUGACCCACCAACCUACAAGGAUGCCUUCCCUCCACUUCCUGAGAAAGCUGCUUGCCUGGAAAGUGCCCAGGAACCCGCUGGAGCCUGGGGUAACAAGAUCCGGCCCAUCAAGGCUUCUGUCAUCACUCAGGUGUUCCAUGUACCCCUGGAGGAGAGAAAAUAUAAGGAUAUGAACCAAUUUGGAGAAGGUGAACAAGCAAAAAUCUGCCUUGAGAUCAUGCAGAGAACCGGUGCCCACUUGGAGCUGUCUUUGGCCAAAGACCAAGGCCUCUCCAUCAUGGUGUCGGGAAAGCUGGAUGCUGUCAUGAAAGCUCGGAAGGACAUUGUUGCUAGACUGCAGACUCAGGCCUCAGCAACUGUUGCUAUUCCCAAAGAACACCAUCGCUUUGUUAUUGGCAAAAAUGGAGAGAAACUGCAAGACUUGGAGCUAAAAACUGCAACCAAAAUCCAGAUCCCACGCCCGGAUGACCCCAGCAAUCAGAUCAAGAUCACUGGCACCAAAGAGGGCAUUGAGAAAGCUCGCCAUGAAGUCUUACUCAUCUCUGCCGAGCAGGACAAACGUGCCGUGGAGAGGCUAGAAGUAGAAAAGGCAUUCCACCCCUUCAUCGCCGGGCCAUAUAAUAGGCUGGUCGGCGAGAUCAUGCAGGAGACAGGCACGCGCAUCAACAUUCCCCCACCCAGCGUGAACCGGACGGAGAUCGUCUUUACUGGAGAGAAGGAGCAGUUGGCUCAGGCUGUGGCUCGCAUCAAGAAGAUUUAUGAGGAGAAGAAAAAGAAGACUACCACCAUUGCAGUGGAAGUGAAGAAAUCCCAGCACAAGUAUGUCAUCGGGCCCAAGGGCAAUUCUUUGCAGGAGAUCCUUGAGAGAACCGGCGUUUCAGUUGAGAUCCCACCCUCAGACAGCAUCUCAGAGACUGUAAUACUUCGAGGCGAGCCUGAAAAGUUAGGUCAGGCGUUGACUGAAGUCUAUGCCAAGGCCAAUAGCUUCACCGUCUCCUCUGUCGCCGCCCCUUCCUGGCUUCACCGUUUCAUCAUUGGCAAGAAAGGACAGAACCUGGCCAAAAUCACUCAGCAGAUGCCAAAGGUUCACAUCGAGUUCACAGAGGGCGAAGACAAGAUCACCCUGGAGGGCCCCACCGAAGAUGUCAGUGUGGCCCAGGAACAGAUAGAAAGCAUGGUCAAAGAUUUGAUUAACCGGAUGGACUACGUAGAGAUCAACAUCGACCACAAGUUCCACAGGCACCUUAUUGGGAAGAGUGGCGCCAACAUAAACAGAAUCAAAGACCAGUACAAGGUGUCUGUGCGCAUCCCUCCUGACAGUGAGAAGAGCAACUUGAUCCGCAUUGAGGGGGACCCGCAGGGUGUGCAGCAGGCCAAGCGAGAGCUGCUGGAGCUUGCGUCUCGCAUGGAAAAUGAGCGUACCAAGGAUCUAAUCAUUGAGCAGAGAUUUCAUCGCACAAUCAUUGGGCAGAAGGGUGAACGGAUCCGUGAAAUUCGUGACAAAUUCCCAGAGGUUAUCAUCAAUUUCCCAGACCCAGCACAAAAAAGUGACAUCGUCCAGCUCAGAGGACCCAAGAAUGAGGUGGAAAAAUGCACAAAAUACAUGCAGAAGAUGGUGGCAGAUCUGGUGGAAAACAGCUACUCAAUUUCUGUUCCGAUCUUCAAACAGUUCCACAAGAACAUCAUUGGGAAAGGAGGUGCAAACAUUAAAAAGAUUCGUGAGGAAAGCAACACCAAGAUUGAUCUUCCAGCAGAGAAUAGCAAUUCAGAGACCAUUAUCAUCACAGGCAAGCGAGCCAACUGCGAAGCUGCCCGGAGCAGGAUUCUGUCUAUUCAGAAAGACCUGGCCAACAUAGCCGAGGUAGAGGUCUCCAUCCCUGCCAAGCUGCACAACUCCCUCAUUGGCACCAAGGGCCGUCUGAUCCGCUCCAUCAUGGAGGAGUGUGGCGGAGUCCACAUUCACUUUCCCGUGGAAGGUUCAGGAAGCGACACUGUUGUUAUCAGGGGCCCUUCCUCGGAUGUGGAGAAGGCCAAGAAGCAGCUCCUGCAUCUGGCAGAAGAGAAGCAAACCAAGAGUUUCACUGUUGACAUCCGCGCCAAGCCAGAAUACCACAAAUUCCUCAUCGGCAAGGGGGGCGGCAAAAUCCGCAAGGUGCGUGACAGCACUGGAGCACGCAUCAUCUUCCCUGCGGCCGAGGACAAGGACCAGGACCUGAUCACCAUCAUCGGGAAGGAGGACGCUGUCCGGGAGGCGCAGAAGGAGCUGGAGGCCUUGAUCCAAAACCUGGAUAAUGUGGUGGAAGACUACAUGCUGGUGGACCCCAGGCACCACCGCCACUUCGUCAUCCGAAGAGGCCAGGUUUUGCGGGAGAUUGCUGAGGAGUAUGGUGGCGUGAUGGUCAGCUUCCCACGCUCUAGCACGCAGAGCGACAAAGUCACCCUCAAGGGCGCCAAGGACUGUGUGGAGGCCGCCAAGAAGCGCAUUCAGGAGAUCAUUGAGGACCUGGAAGCUCAGGUGACAUUAGAAUGUGCUAUACCCCAGAAAUUCCAUCGAUCUGUCAUGGGCCCCAAAGGUUCCAGAAUCCAGCAGAUUACUCGGGAUUUCAAUGUUCAGAUUAAAUUCCCAGACAGAGAGGAGAACCCAGUUCACAGUGUAGAGCCAGUUGUCCAGGAGAACGGGGAUGAAGCUGGGGAGGGGAGAGAGGCCAAAGACGCUGACCCUGGUUCUCCAAGGAGGUGUGACAUCAUCAUCAUCUCCGGCCGGAAAGAAAAGUGCGAGGCUGCCAAGGAAGCCCUGGAGGCACUGGUUCCUGUCACCAUCGAAGUGGAGGUGCCCUUUGACCUUCACCGUUACAUCAUUGGGCAGAAAGGAAGUGGGAUCCGCAAGAUGAUGGAUGAGUUUGAGGUGAACAUACAUGUCCCAGCACCUGAGCUGCAGUCCGACAUCAUCGCCAUCACAGGCCUCGCCGCAAAUUUGGAUCGGGCCAAGGCUGGACUGCUGGAGCGUGUGAAGGAACUGCAGGCUGAGCAGGAGGACCGGGCUUUAAGGAGUUUUAAGCUGAGUGUCACUGUAGACCCCAAAUACCAUCCCAAGAUUAUCGGGAGAAAGGGGGCAGUGAUUACCCAAAUCCGGCUGGAGCAUGACGUGAACAUCCAGUUCCCUGAUAAAGACGAUGGGAGCCAGCCUCAGGACCAAAUUACCAUCACAGGGUACGAAAAGAACACAGAAGCUGCCAGGGACGCUAUAUUGAGAAUUGUGGGUGAACUUGAGCAGAUGGUUUCUGAGGAUGUCGCGCUGGACCACCGUGUUCACGCCCGCAUCAUCGGGGCCCGCGGCAAAGCCAUUCGCAAAAUUAUGGAUGAAUUCAAGGUGGACAUUCGCUUUCCACAGAGUGGAGCCCCAGACCCCAACUGCGUCACUGUGACAGGGCUCCCAGAGAACGUGGAGGAAGCCAUUGACCACAUCCUCAACCUGGAGGAGGAAUAUCUGGCCGACGUGGUGGACAGCGAGGCGCUGCAGGUGUACAUGAAACCCCCGCAACAGGAGGAGGCCAAGGCGCCAUCCAGAGGCUUUGUGGUGCGGGACGCACCCUGGACCUCCAGCAGCAGUGAGAAGGCUCCUGACAUGAGCAGCUCUGAGGAAUUUCCCAGCUUUGGGGCUCAGGUGGCUCCCAAGACCCUCCCUUGGGGCCCCAAACGAUAAUGAUCAAAAAGCAGAAACCUCUCCAGCCUGCUGACCCGAACCUAACCACACAAUGGUUUGUCUCAAUCUGACCCAGCGGCUGGACCCUCCAUAAAUUGUUGACGCUCUCCCCCCUUCCCGAGGUCUCACAGAGAAGCCAGCGCCUGGCUCUGUGUGCGCCGCUCCUCCAGGCCUGGCCGUGCCCAGUGCCCGCUCAGGACCUGCUCCACUGUUAACACUAAACAAGGUCAUGAGCACUCAUGCUAAGAUAACAGACUCCAGCUCCUGGUCCACCCGGCAUGGCAGUCAGCACUCUGACCUUCUUCACGAGAGCACCGCAGCAGCGGCUAGGAUUCGACUUCCUGUGUCAUGACCUCAGGAAAUAAACUUCCUUGACUU